AUGGCGAUCAGUUUUGGAUCUAUGAGCAUAAAAACUAGACCUAGUACUAACUCAAAUGAAUCUUAUGAUGGCUAUGGUUAUGUCAUGUCUAAUUAUAGUGGAACUAGUUAUAAAGCUCAAGAUGAUGAAACAGAUUAUGGACCUACUAGUUGGGUUAAUCCUAACUAUUCCAUAUAUGGGAGGACAGUAGGGAGAUCAAGAGAGACCUAUGUGCACUAUGUUCAAACAUGGCUUACAAACAGCUCGGGUUACAUUACUUGUUAUGACUAUUGUAUGAAUCUAGAUGGAAUUACUCAAGUGUUUUAUGGAUCAGAUUUUGUUACUGUAACAAAGUCAGAUGAUGCUUCUUGGGAUCUUUUGAAGCCUGAAAUCUUUGCAGCAAUCAUGGACUUCUAUUCUUCGGGGCAGCCACUCUUUCUAGACACAAAAACUGCGUCAGCAAUGGACACUGCUAUUCAAGAAGAUGAUUCAGAAAUCGUUGCAAUGAUCAAAGAAUUGUUGGAGACUCGCAUCCGACCAGCAGUGCAAGAUGAUGGUGGUGACAUUGAGUAUAGGGGAUUUCAUCCAGAAACUGGAAUAGUUAAAUUGAGAAUGCAAGGAGCAUGCAGUGGCUGCCCAAGCUCAUCAGUCACCCUGAAAUCUGGCAUUGAAAAUAUGCGAAUGCAUUAUGUACCUGAGGUAACAAGCAACAAGCAUUUGCUUGCCUUUGCAUUUGAAUCUUUGUUGGUACAAUAA
Molecule: messenger RNA, 735 nt
Organism: Prunus avium (sweet cherry)
Lineage: Eukaryota; Viridiplantae; Streptophyta; Magnoliopsida; Rosales; Rosaceae
Product: nifU-like protein 4, mitochondrial
Biological process (GO): iron-sulfur cluster assembly
Cellular component (GO): mitochondrion
Molecular function (GO): iron ion binding; iron-sulfur cluster binding
Source: RefSeq, a predicted model, not a curated record